Brassica rapa (field mustard) is the source of this 6230-nucleotide messenger RNA. RefSeq names its product putative nuclease HARBI1. The record is from RefSeq and is a predicted model, not a curated record. NCBI's taxonomy places the organism in Eukaryota, Viridiplantae, Streptophyta, Magnoliopsida, Brassicales, Brassicaceae.
AAAAAGGUUAAAAUAAAUAAAUUUAAAAAGUAGUAACUAAAAAAAAUAUUUUUAACAUUCUCAACAAAAUACUGAACUCUAAAUCCUAAUCCCUAAUCCCUAAACCCUAAAUCCUAAACCCUUGGGUAAACCUUAAACCUUUAGAUAAAUCCUAAACUUCAAAUCAAAAACACUAAACACUCAAGGGUUUAGGGUUUUAAGAUUUAGUGUUUUUGAUUUAGAGUAUGAAUUAUCCAAGGGUUUGGAGUUUACCGAAGGGUUUAUAGGGUUUAUGAUUUAGGGUUUAGAGAUUAGGAUUUAGGGUUUAGUGUUUUGCUGAAGACGAUAAAAAUAUUAUUUUUUUUUAAUUUGUUUUUCUCUAACUAUUAUUUUUUCUAAUUUUUUUAACCUUUUUAUUUUAAAAACAUAAUAUAUCUUGACAAUAUUUUGUUUCAUUUUCUAAAAGAUAUCGAAUUUGAAAUAAUAAAAUCUUAUUGGUUGGUGGACCUAGAGGUUCACCCUAGGGGGUGGACCCAAGAAUAACUCUUUAUUCUCAGCCAUACUGCGCUGAAAUCCGAUAUCACAACUCUUCAAUAUAAUUUGACAUAAUUUCAUAACUAGUAAGAAAAAAUCUAAAUAUUUUAAAAAAAUUAUUAUUUAAAGCAAUUAAAAUUGAGUAAAGGUUAUUCUAAAAAUAUAGGUCUUUUCCAUUUUAUCCUUAUCAAAAGGAAACCGCAAAUUAUUGAUAUAUACUGACCGAAGGCGAUCAAUUUGAAAGCACAUUAUUGGCAUUUGCAGAUCUCGAAAUUGGUAUUAAUUUUGAUACGUGAUGUAAUUUAAAGACUUUUUUAAUUUAAAGACUUCUUUCUACAACUGUAGUUUGAAGAUAAAUAUUUAGAAGACCUUUUUUGAGGGGCGGGAAAUAUACUCAAUAGACUUAUAGUCCUCUUGUUGACAAAAAAAAAAAGACUUUAGUCCUCUUUCACUCUUCAUAUGAUGCUUUGAUGCUUCUCCUUUUAUUGCAUGGAAAAGGAUCAUAUAAAUUAUUCUUCUCGAAUUUGUUUUUUAUUAUGAAUUUACAUAUAUUACAUACAUUCAAGUAUACAAAGAGAGCCAAGUAAGAUGUUCCAAAUUUUUGGAUCUUUAUUUUAUUUAGGAAAUUAUUGAAAGAUGUGUAGUUUUAAUUUAUUUUGUUUCUUAUCAAUCAAAAACACCUCUCUGACAUCAUGCACAUGAAUACAUGACCAGUUAGUUGCUGCUGCAAUACACAUACGCACUUAUAUAAAAAUAUUUCAAAUGACAAUCAUAUCAGGACUGUCUCUUAUAAAGAAAAUUGUUUUACAGAUUACAUUUACAUUUAAUACAAAUAUCAACAACAUGCCUUCUACAGAUUUGCACUCGGGUGGUGAGCACAAUAAUGAUAAUAGUAGAAAUCAUUUUUAUACACUUGUUUAACUUAGAAAAUGUUGUUAUGAACAAAAAUAGUUCCAUUUAUGUGAAUAUACACAAUAAACUAUAAAUGUGAAGAAAAAUAUCAUUGAGAAGUAUAGGAAAACCUAGAAUUAAUGUUCAGUACUACCCAUAAAUAUUGAUCAUACCAAUAUGUUGUCGCCAAUUAUAGAGUGUAACUUUUAAUACUCUCUUCAACAGAAUCCUGCAUUGAGAGGAGAAUCUCGUACACAUUUUUGGUGUUUAAUUUAAACCAACCAAUUAUUUUGAAUGAUGUUCUGAAGUUACAACUUUCAAUAACUUUUCGUAACUAAAAUGAAGACUCUUAUAAUGUAUCAACAAAUAAGUGGUGAUGUUUGAUGGAGUAUAUAAUGUAACGUGUAUUUGGUGUUGUUAGAGGUUGAUUGAUCACAUUUGUUUUUCUUGACUACUGAACCAUAAGAACUGACACAUACAUAAUGUCUAGGAAUAGUUUUUUCUGGCAAAUCUAGGAAGAGAGUAGCUAGCUAAUAGCUAAUGCUCAUACAAGAACAAUAAUGAAGUAGGCUGAGUGUUUUUUUACUAAUCUCGAAACUUGUUACUAGUAUAUUAAGCUCAUUAACUAGAUAUACAGUCCCAUAUGGUAAGGGUCGGCCUCUAGUACGAGCAACUAGCAAGUAAUUAAUCUUUUUAAUACGGUCGUACAAUAGCUAUAAAGUUGUCAUAAUGGAAGUAAGUGAAGCAAUUUAACUCUGCACACAAACAUGCAUAUAGAUACUUUUAACCCCCCAAGAAGAUGCUCAUCUCGUUUUACACCCAUCUCGAUCUAACUACUUAAAUUGUUUACCUAAAUAUGUUUUUCUUAAACAAAUAUAUUAUCUAGAGUUGUUAGAGCAUCUCCAUCGGGGUGACUAAACCCAAGUCACUAAACAAAACAGAAAAAAAAAUAAAUGAAAAAGGCCAAAUUAAGUUAGUAUCGCUCCUAAAAUUGGGCUUUUUAGUUUUGUUAGGAAGCCCUAUCGUGGCGCUUUCUGAGUGGACCGCUUCUCAAUGGUCUCUCUCUCCUUCGUCGCGACUCACCAAAAGACAUGCAUUCACGACUUCUCCGUCUUCUCUCUCUCGAUUCUGGGCGACUCUGAUGCGAACCUCGUCCAUCGAGCCUCGUCGUCUCUGUCCCGAGCCUCGCCUUCUCUCCGUCGAGCCUCGUCGUCUCUGUCCCGAGCCUCGCCUUCUCUCCGUCGAGCCUCGUCGUCUCUCUCUCGAAAUCUCGGCGUCCUCUGUCUCGAAAAUCUCGGCGUCUCUCUCUUGAAUAUCUCUGCGUCUCUGUUGCAGUUCGGCGUCUCUGAAUCAAAGCUCGUCGUCUCUCUCCAGACUCGUCUCUGUCCCGAUCCUCGUCGUCUCUCUGGGAAUCUCGUCUCGAUCUCCUUAUCAGUAAGAAAUCAUCCGUGUGAUUUGAUUUUUAUGUUACUGCUGUCUGGAUUUUGGUUUAUCUGUUAGAUUAGUACUAGAGUUUUGAUUCAAUCUGUUAGAUUAGUACUAGAGUUUUGAUUCCUCUGUUUUGUAUUAAGUAGCGAUGUUGGGAUUGAUUGUUUGUGGAAUCGAAAUGCUUAAGUUAUGACUUAUGAGUUAUUUUGUGUUAUUAAAAUUGGUUAAGGCUCUGUGUUCACAUGAUCAUACGAACAUGUUGUUGUUUUCUGUUGUUGUUAAGGUUUUUUUACUUUUCUGUUCUUGUUUUCGUUUAUCUCAUUACAGAGAACAAUGUUUUAAUUAAACUUGGUUUGUUGGUUGUGCGAGGGCUGAGGAUGUGCGUGGAAGAAAGGUAGCUGAAGACAACCAUCAAAGCUUCUGUCUUUCAAUUCACAGUUGAGAACAGGUGGAGAAUAAAGCCAAGACUUAACAACUUCUUGUGACAGAAGGAGCCAACACCGAAGACAUCUUCUUGUGACAGAAGGAGCCAAGACAACUAGCUGUCUCUAUUUUUUAAUAAAUUGUUUUCUACAAUUUGUGAGUCUGUAUGUUUUCUAUAAGUGUGUGUCGUAAAAACCAGUGUCAAACAUAUCAAUUCUCAUUUUCGAAACAACUGUCUCAUUCUUUCAAAAAAAAACUCUCGUUCUCAUUUCUCUUAUCCAAGUCUCAUCCAAGUCUCCCAUUUGACAACAACAACAACUCUCGUUCUCUGACCAUUUUAAUUUCACUUCCAAGUCUCCCGUUUUCUUACCAUUUCAAAAUUUCUUUGCCAUUAAUAAAUUCAAAUUUACUCUCCCGUUUUCUAAAUGGAUGCUUCUUCUUCUGAUAAUUUUGACGACUUUAUGGAUGAAAAGUUCGAUCAAAUUUUCGAUCAACAAUUCGAUAAUCUUCUCAUUCGAGCUGAAAAUCGUCAAGAAGCUUCAAGAUCAAAAAAGAAACGAGCUUACAUUGAAAGACAACGAGAACAAGGGCACUUACAGUUAUGGAACGACUAUUUUAGUGAAGAUGCAACAUAUCCUUCUCACAUGUUUCGACGCCGUUUUAGAAUGAACAAGUCGUUGUUCAUGCGAAUCACUGAUCGACUCUCCGCUGAAAUCCCAUACUUUCAACAGAGAAGAGAUGCUACUGGAAGGUUAGGUCUCUCUCCGCUACAAAAGGCAACGGCAGCAAUUCGUAUGAUGGCAUAUGGUUGCCCAGCUGAUGCGGUCGACGAAUACCUCCGACUUGGUGAGACUACUGCGCUUUUAUGCUUAGAACAUUUUGUUCAAGGAAUCAUAGAUUUAUUUGGAGCUGAGUAUCUAAGAACCCCCACUCCAGAAGAUCUUCAACGACUACUCGAUAUUGGAGAGAUACGCGGAUUUCCCGGGAUGAUAGGAAGCAUUGAUUGUAUGCACUGGGAGUGGAAGAAUUGCCCGACCGCAUGGAAAGGACAAUAUACACGGGGGUCCGGAAAGCCAACAAUUGUUCUUGAGGCUGUAGCUUCACAAGACCUCUGGAUAUGGCACGCGUUUUUCGGCCCUCCAGGUACAUUAAACGAUAUCAAUGUUCUUGAACGAUCACCAGUUUUUGAUGAUAUAUUACAAGGUCGAGCUCCGAAAGUUAACUACACUGUCAACGGACACGAGUACCGUUUGGCUUACUAUCUCACAGAUGGUAUUUAUCCAAAAUGGGCUACGUUUGUCCAAUCUAUUCCACUUCCGCAAGGUCCAAAAGCAUCUUUAUUCGCUACAUAUCAAGAAGCUGUACGUAAAGAUGUCGAGCGAGCUUUUGGGGUCUUGCAAGCUCGGUUUGCUAUAGUCAAAAAUCCAGCUCUUUUAUGGGAUAAAAUAAAAAUUGGAAAGAUAAUGAGAGCUUGUAUCAUUCUACAUAAUAUGAUCGUCGAAGACGAACGAGAUGGGUACACCCAGUUUGAUCUUUCGAUUUUCGAAACAUCGGAUUCAAACCGAAGUUCAGAAGUGGAUCUCUCGUUUUCUACAGAUAUGCCUUCAAAUCUCGGCAAUAUGAUGAGUAUUCGGAAUCAAGUUCGUGAUCGAACAAUACAUCAACGAUUGAAAGCGGAUUUGGUUGAGCAUAUAUGGCAAAAAUUUGGAACAAAUUAAGAUUUCAACUAAUCUGUUUUUUCUCGUCUACUGUUUAUAUUUGUAUGUUUAAUAUGCUCUUAUGUCAUUUUUAAUAAAAAUGUUAUGUAUCAAUUUCUUUCAUAUCAUUCAACUUAAAAAAAAAAAAAAAAAAACUUAAGUACCCCAAUGUGGUCCUGCCAAUGGAAGAUGGAAAAAUAAAUUAGAUUAAUAGAGGUACUUAACCUUUCAAAUCACUACAUUAUAUAUUAAUUUAAUUUUAAGUACCCAUUAGGGGUCCUAAUGGAUGGAGGUGGUCUUAAACCCCACUUUUUCCUAUCUGGAAUAUUUUACUACGUCUCAAGUUUGCAAGAUCAAAGCAAUGAAGCUAAAUCACACUAACUAAAUCAAAAAUGAAAAUAUUUGUCUUUUGUCAUUAUUGGUGAAUCAGAUUUAUACCAUCUAACUGAUCAUGUAAUGUAACCGUUGAAUAAUCCAAUCAUCAAAAACUUGUUGCUUAUUAAGAAAAAUUUAGUAGUACACAUUUUGUUUAUGUGUACUUGAGUACUUUGGAAGAUGUACGUAUGUGGGUAGCUAUCAUGUUAAACUAUUUUGAUUAUAUAAUAAUAAUAUUAAGCUGCAAGAGAAUAUGUACGAAUAUAUAAUGUCAAAAAUAAAUACUAUGACAAAGUAACAGAGGAGAUUCCCAAGGCUUCUUCUUGUGCUCAGAAUAUUAGUUUUUUCUGAACACGAGGAAGGAGAGAGCAAGAAGAGAUGUUGACCGGUCGCAUAGUCAAUACAAAAAUUAGUGGGCCCACUAACACCUCUUUACGGGGCCCAUUAUGGCUUUCCUUUCUCCAAUCCCCAAAACAUGCAAUUUUCCUCCAGACCAAUUAAAUAUUUUCCUCAAACCAGGAAAAAUAAAAGUUAAUAGUAAUACCGAGUCAAUUUGAUCACAUAAAGUGAUAAAACCAAAAAAUCCCUAUUGCAAACAAAUUAUGUUUGAAAGUAUUCUGAAAUUUUAUUUAAAGCUUUUAUACAUUAUAAAGAUAAAUUAAAAAAAAUCAUUAAUAAAAGUAAUUUAGAUGAAGGAGGUGUUAUUGGUUUAUAUAUUUUUAUUGAUUUAGAAAUCCAUAUAGUAUUUAUAAAUCCAAGUAAAAUAUACAAAUUUUCAAAUUUUUUCAGAUUAGUAUUUACAAAUCCGGAGGUUUUCCUUCGGAUUUGGGCAUUUGUAUUUUUCACAAAGAAAUCCAUUCAAAUCCAUUCAAAUACAUUAUGAAAUCAAAUCUAUUAGUAAAU